Molecule: messenger RNA, 1440 nt
Organism: Verticillium alfalfae VaMs.102
Lineage: Eukaryota; Fungi; Ascomycota; Sordariomycetes; Glomerellales; Plectosphaerellaceae
Exons: 2
Coding region: 1-1440 (479 amino acids)
Source: RefSeq, a predicted model, not a curated record
AUGGUCUCGCAGCCCGACACGUCCAAUUCGCUCACUAUUCGAGGCUCGUCCUCGGUCGUCUCCCGCCCGUCAUCGUCAUCCCGCACGAAGCGAUACAACCGUUCCCACGUCGGCGGCACUUCAUUCAUACCUCAAAACGAGUUCCCUGUCUUCACGCAAAGCGGCGAUGUUGAGAUACUAGUUCGAGUCGCCGACCAUCAGAACCGCUACCUCCUGCAUCGCCACACCCUGACCCGUUGCUCUGGCUUCUUCGAGGCCAGCACAAGCCAAGAGUGGUCCCGCGCCCAGUCCUUGCCGGAACCCUCUUCGUCUUCGUCGUCCUCUACUACACGGCCCGGUCGCGGUCGCGAUGAUCAAUUGACGGCAACACGAGCGCCCAGCUCGCCUGCACGCAAGAGAUGGCGUUAUGAGCUCGACCCCGGAGUUGGGGACGGUGACAUUCCAAUGCUUGUCCAGAAACACGAUGUCGCCGCCUCUACUCCCUCUCUCUUUGGCUCCGUCGACUCCGAGCUGCCUGUUUCCUCUGGUCGCAACAGCGGCAGCAAGCCAUCCCGCCACGCGCACUCGUCUGUGCAUUCCAGCCACAGCUUCUUCCGCUCCGUCGCCAACCUCAGCCUCGUGCCCGCGCCCCCGGCUGGCCCCCCACUCUCGCAAGCCGACAUUGAUCUGCUUCGCGGACUACGACAAUUCUUUUUCCGGUAUAUUCUACAACUACCAUCCGCAGCUCGGACGGCGUCAACAUUUGCCGAUGCCUACGUGCAGUGCUCGGUAUCUUGCUCGCAGCAGGGGAUUUUUCAGGAAGCUCUGAUACAUGUUGUCGGCCAGUGGCCUGCCGGUGAAAGGAGUCUGCGUGCCGCGCUUCCAGAUGGCGUCCUCGACAUCAUCGAAGACAAGGUCGACGAGCUUGAGGAGAUGGUCACCCGUGUUGAGAGCCGCCUGUUCCGCCUUAGCUUGUUCACGGCGCGGGGUGACCGGGUAACACCCAGCACAGCCUACCUCGACUGGCUGGCUCUCAGUCUCUUUCGACAAUGGCUCGCGGAGAACACUGGCUCCUCAGCACCCGACCACCACACUUCGUCAUCGCGAACCGGCCGUCAUAACGAGCUUCAAGUAGGCCCACUUCACCCCCAGGCGCCACCUAUGGCCACAGCAGGAAGGGCUUUCCGCAUGUUGGGGUCACCCGCCGCUUCUCUUUAUUUAAGUCAUGACGAUUGCAAGCGAUUCUUGAAGCUCACACCCGAGUUGUAUAGUCGGGAUAAUCUGCGACGUUUCGAGAAACGAAUUGACGAGGUCAAGUCCAUGGCGCGUGAGAUUGUGCGCCCCUUGAUGAGUAGCCGCCUGGAGCUGGAACUCGGCGGCGGAAGGUCGACAGAUGCCAUCACUUACCUGACAUGUGUCACGGUUAGUGACCGGGACCUUCCGUGGCGAUACGAGUCAUGA